UCGUCAAAUCAGUAUAGCGGGGAGCGCUUGACGCGAUGCUACUAUGCAGUAUAUUGCGUGGAGUGCUAUCCGCGUCUUUCGGCACCGUUGUGCAGAUUGCGAUCUUUUUACUGCAGAACACCAAUAUCUCAAGAGUGCUCGCGUCCAUGCCACCAGGAGCCGAAGACGAGAUUAUCCUGAUCGAGCAUCUGCCGGGACGGAGGGUGCAUCUCCAGGAUUUCUUUUGGACCGGCCUAGAAGACGCGCCACCAUGGAUGGAUCCCAAUCAGGGCUUAACUUUCUACGAGACGAGAACAGUCGUUCACACUGCCACAGUUUACACCCCGACCGACGAGAAGGGUCCGUCGGACCCCAUAUCUCCUCAUCGUCCAGACACUUACAAUCCAGAAUGCGUUACGUGCAUAGAACCAACACCUAGGUUGGACGAUGACGAUCAAAGCAUCGGAGUUCUUAUCGGAGAUGAUCCAGGCCCAAGGUACUGGCUGUUGACGGUUCUUCGACCGGGUGAAGCCGUACCACCUAAAGUCGAGCUUCGUUUAGCUCGCCUGUAUCGAGCCGCGUUUUCCAGACAGCAGCAACGGCACCUUGGUCUGCUAUCGACAGAUCCACGGUCCCGAAGAGAUGCAUUGUUACGUAGUUUAGCUAACCGAAAGAACAUACAAGAACGUCUUGGAACCUCGUCCCAAAUGAGAGCUCCGCAAGAAGAGAGUUCCGCAAAUACAACCGAUGCUCAAUCAUCCGAAAUAACAGUUGGCACUAUCGGAAGCUCUUCGACUGACGCAGGCUCUUCGACUGAAACGAGCGUCCCAAGCUUAGUCGACGACAAAUAUUUUUCGAAUGUCUCGCAAAUCAAGUCCAUGAAGAUGAUCGAAAUCCCCAGGCCGAAAAAGAUGUUGCUGCCGAUAAUCGAUGAUGAUGCAGCGAACGAUUACAAAACAUCUGCAAAAGAUGAUGCCACUCUAAAAAAGAUCAUAAAAACAUUGAAAGGGGAAACAAACGCUUUGUCUACGCAGAACGAUGAAUCUGUAACCGUCGAUCAAACACAUUCCAGUACCAAUGCAACUGACGAUUCCAGAAAACAGUCUCCACCGGAAGCAAUACCAAUUCCCUCGUCUGAUUCAAAACUGAAUACUGACAGCAUCUCUAGAAGCCAAUCUAAUGAUAAUAGAUAUUCGAGUACAAGUAUACGCUCGAAAUUGCGUUUAGCGGACGGUUCGAUUCCGGGAAUCGUAAAGGUCAGAAUGCAGAAUACGAGCGUUAUCGAGGGCGGUGCAAUGAGAUUGAUCUACUCGGUUCAUCUCGACGGUAAACCUGUACCUGCUGAAACGGCUGCAAGAGACAUGGCGCUCCUCUCGCCUCAGGAAGUCGCUCUGGAGCUCGGUGCACCGGUAAUUAUUCAAAGCGAACCUUAUCUGAAAGAAAGUAGACCUCUAGCCCUCUCGAGAAGGAGAGACGCAUGGCUGCUGAUUGGUGCCGCCGGUGCGGGUGUCGUUUUGUUAAUCUUCGUUUUCAUUGGCUUAAUUUUGGCUGCUAAAAGGAAAAGGGCACACAGCGCUGUCGUUGCACCACCGAACAAAAGUAUUCUUAAGAAGGAACGCGAAUAUGCAUCCACGGCGUCCGGUCUCGAUAACGCAGCGUUCUCGGCGUCGGAAACAGAAAUUAAGACCGAUGGUACCAGUCAGCGGCAAACUCCGCAUACUUUAUCCCGAACUCCGAUCACGCCCGACACGCCCGACAGUCUAGAAUUAGGUAUUCACGAAGUUUCCAGCGACGACGACGAAGAACCGAAGAAAACUCGCGGAUCGGUUCCUUGGAGUACCCACGAACGCGCAGCCAAGAAAACAAGAACAUCUCAUGAAAGAAUGACGAGGGCGAACGCAGUGGACCGAGCCGAGUCACCGGAUUCGUUAACCGAUCAUAUUGAGACACUGGAGUCUUUGGAGAAUGGAUAUGUAAAGCAUAAGGAAGACUCUACCGCUUCACCGCGAUCCUAUUUAUCAAUGCCAUCGUGCAAACAGUUUCCUAGUAUGCGUAGCGUAGAACCACUGUCAAGAGUGUUAGAACCUGUCAUGGUCAGGCACUUGGACAUCGAUUCUCCAGAAUUAGUGCAUCACGAUAGAGACGACAAUGUUGACGACACGUUCCUCGCAAGAACGUCGAGUGCGUCGAAGGAACCUGGAGCUGUAGGGCCAAUUGUUUGGAGUCUAAACAAGCAAAUAUUUUCGACAGAAGAUUCAACUCGUUUAAAGGUAAUGGUACGCCCGAAACGGAUGUUGAUGGAAUGUACCAUCUACCAUCCGGACCCGUGGGCCGCGCCAGAAGGAGACUCCACGAGUUGCUCGAAGACUCCUUCAGUCUCUUCGGAAGUAGAGAUGUCAAAAUCAGAGAGCCGCAGCGACCGCCGCAGUCGUCGAUCUCCGUUACAAGUACGGCGGAUACGCUCGCAAUACUUUCGGAAACAAGAGGCAAAUCCGCCCACGUCAGGUACAUAUUGUUCUUCUUCUUCUUCUUCUAACAGCCCAGUAGCAACGCCGACGAUGGAAAUGAAGACACGACCCCGUACAUCAUUACCACGUAAAGGUUUAGACGAAGAUAUCCCAGAGACUGGUCAGGCUGAAGCAAUUCAUUCUCGCGGUGCCUGGGGAUCAAGGCCACUCAGUGCGGGUCCGUUCCAUAGACCGAAUUUACCGGAAGUGGACACCAGGCGUAUAUUAGCGGAUAGCAGACUUCCACUGGAAGAUCCUGCGGUACCUUUGAUCGCGUCAAUCAAAAAAGAACUUGAAAAGUUCUCGCCUCAGUAGAGUCCAGUAGCAAAUACAAUAGAAUGCAAUAACUUAAAUGCUCGCGAAGUGAUAUAUUAAUCUUAAGUCGAAGAACGGUGUAAAUAUUCAAUCAACCUUUUUCACAAAAUUUUAUAACUCGAUGUCGAUGUUUUCCAUUAUAUGGACUAUAAUAUAACACAACAAAACAUUUUACAUAUAUCAUACCUACACGAAAGUAUAAGCAUUACAAUAAGAAACAAAAAAGAAGUCAUCGUUUUGUUGUAACAACUCAAAAUUGUGCCACCGAAUUUAACUUGUUAAUCACUGUAUAUAUCAUUACUUUAAAUAUAGAAUACAUUUGCAAACUUAAUACGACACAACCAUGCAUAGAAAGUUUGACUGAUUAAACUAUAAAAAUACUAAGAACUUCUUGACUGAUUCAUUCACAUAUGAAAUCUCUGUAACUCAGAUAAAGUAUGCAAUAAACUUAUUAAUAUAUAUAAUCUAA
Molecule: messenger RNA, 3270 nt
Organism: Solenopsis invicta (red fire ant)
Lineage: Eukaryota; Metazoa; Arthropoda; Insecta; Hymenoptera; Formicidae
Exons: 10
Coding region: 36-2801 (921 amino acids)
Source: RefSeq, a predicted model, not a curated record